Messenger RNA from Seminavis robusta, 4725 nucleotides. Lineage: Eukaryota; Bacillariophyta; Bacillariophyceae; Naviculales; Naviculaceae. The record is from the annotation of a GenBank genome assembly.
AGCAAGUUGGAGACAUCAAAGCGUACAAUGCUUCCAGCACUGCAACCCACUUGCAAGAUAAUGCUUCAUUUAUUUUGACUGCUAGUUCACGUCCCAACUACAGUACAAGAAUGUUGGUUGAACGGUUGCUACACUGCCAUUUUUCUCUAUUUCCCUCUCUGCUUGUUUUUUAAAAUCGUUGUACAGCUACCUCAAAUUCCAGUAGUUAUUGUCGACUCCAUAGGAAUGAGCAAAGUGUGGCGCAUUGGGAUGUACGCAUUUGCGGAGCACUGCUGUCAAUGUCCCGACAUUGGAGUUGAACGUUCCGACGAAGUAGGAUGCUUCGAGCAACAAGGACAAUUCGGCCAAGAAUUGGAGGGUCGCUUCUCGAUCCGAAUUCGCAUAUGCCUUGACAGCACCCGUAGUUUGAGGUGGUGUAAGGGUGUGUAGGGUACAGCGUACUUUACGUUUUUGGAGUGCCUCUUGAAUUUCUUGGACGGCACGAUAAUCUCCUGUUGCCACAAAGCACGUUCGAAUGGAAGAUUUGGUGAUAUUGCUGUGUUGAUUGUUUUCCAGGUUCAUGAGGAAUCGAUCCACGUAUGCCAUUCCCGAGAAAGCUUUGGAUUCCUUCGUAUCGGUCUUAUCCCCGCGUCGGACAUGAAAGGCGACAGAAGGGGUAGCUGUGAGAUCGGGUAUAUUGGCUUGCUGUUUGAUCCGUUGUAUUUCUGCGUAGGCUUGAUCAUUAAACUGUAAAUUGGCACAUGCUUCGGAUACCAUGCGAUGGUAGAGUUUGUUUCCUCCAUUUCCGUACGAUUUGCGAAAAUGCAGUCGAAAUUCGGAUCUUGUGGUAUGGAAAAUCAUCAUGGGGUCAUUGUUUUUUCGUUGAACGGCUUUCCCACUGGUGUAGGCAUUGGAAUAUCCCAGUUUCUUGUUGAAGGUGAUACCUUCCUUGUAGUUGGGAACGUUCCACACCUUCUCAAUGGUAGAAUAAUCUUGUGCAGUAAUGACGGGGAAAGAGGGUCUAAAAAACCCAUUCAAGACUCCCGUGGCUUCAUCCCAUCGAUACCCAUACAAAGAGUCAUCAGCCAUAAAGACUCGAUCAUUAUCUUGAGCAUAGAUCUUCUGGGAAAUCAUGUAGAUGAACUGACUUCCUAAUCCAGAGCCUUGCAGAUAAGAGAUGAAAAAUUUGCCAUUUUCUUCUUCUCUUGCCAUUUGGGCCAAAUCUGUUUGAAAAUAAACGGUGCUGGGUCUCUUGGAUAAGGAUAAGGAAGAUAAUUGAUUGUCAUUGCUUUCAAUGCUGGGGGUGGUAUAAUUGCUGGAAGAAAGGGAAUCCGUUGCAUUUGUGCUGUUGCUGCUGUAGGAUUCUGUAGUGACAAUGACACCAUUGCAGCUGAAAUCUCCCAAGAAAGAACGAGCAUCCAACCCUGACUGUUCCAGAAUCUGAAGUAUCACCGUCAGUGCCAAUAUGGCAAGACCCAACGUCUUGAACAAACCUCCUCCUGAUGCUGUUGCGAAGCCGGCGCUUGUCAUCUUCCUCGUUUGUGUUGUGGCGACGUGUGGUUGUGGUGGCGUAUCAGUUUCUCAACUUGAACCUCGAGCGGUACCUGGUCUGUGCCUGGUAGAUCAGAAACUGCGUCAAGCUUCGCCACCUGAGCGGUUCUCAGCUUAAAAGCCAGCAAUAGCUGUAAAGACUACCGUGCCAACAAAAACAACCUCUUCGCGAUGCACUGUUCAACAGUACCGGUACCCGUACCAAUCUGCAACGCUGCGUCAGAUGAAAGCCAAGGCGGACAGAGACCCCAUGGCUAUCCUACGUAUAGUUUAUUUUAAAAAAAGCUGCGCAGUGCUUGCCUCCUUGGAGAAGAGCAAAGCCCGUUGCUUGGCACCGGCAUUCCACGGGAUGAGGACGUUCGGCUGAGUGUAAUUAGAUACCAAACAGGAUGCUACCGAAUUGUAAUACUUUGGAAGCAGAUGUAAAAUUGAAUUCAAUCCUCCAGUGUCCCUCUCUAGCUUGCUUGUCUAUGCGUCUCCAUGCUCCGGCUCUAACCACCCCCGACAAGCUCGGAAGUGAACUAUGCCGUACGUACCGUACCAGUGGGCACAAGCCGAGUAUCACACAUAACUACUGGUUGAUAGCCCCCAUCAAAAGCUUCCAAGAAAGGGGAGACAAGUCUCUGAAUGAACGUUGGCGGGAGCUUGUACCAGUAGUACGCUUGGCCAUUUUCUGGCAUGGCUAGCUAGCUAGCUAGCUGCUGAAGUGAUUUGUUGGAAACACAUACUGGAGACUUAACAGAACGGUAUUCCUACUAAUGCUUCUUUACGAAAGUUUUGAAUGUAAAAACCUUGAGCCUCAGCUCGAGCACGAAAAGCGAAAGCACCAAUGCUGCCAUCAAUCGACACACAAAACCCAUCGUCGGUGUAGGCCAACAGAAUAGAAAGCAUUGGACCAAUCGUUGAUCCUUAUCGUAUCAUUCAGUCAUCAUGUCUAACAAUGCCGAUCAUCCGGAGUUUACUUUCCACGAAAUGCUGGAUCCGUUUGCCUGCCCUGUCAAUUUUGCCAUCAUGGAUGAUCCUGUCUUUGUGGAUGCAGAGUGCGGCCACACUGUCAACCGUGAUGCGUGCGAAGAAUGGCUGGGUCUACACAUGACUUGUCCUGCCUGUGGUAGCGCUCUCCGUUCCAGGAAUGUUUUCCCGAAUUCUCCCUUCCGUGACGAACUACUCAAUGUAAAAAACAAGGUCAGCAUCAUCAUGGUGAAGGACGUAGUGUCCAGCGUCGGAAAAAUUCCACAGCUCAAUGAGGCAAUCACUUCCAUCCAAUCAGCCAUCGAGGAAAAUCCACCCUUUCUCUCCCACAUUGUCCAAAAUGGAGGAAUACAAGCCAUGGUAACCGCAAUGACGAACCACGGCCAAGAGGUGGAUAUCCAGGAACAAGCGUGUGCCAUACUGAAUAAUAUCUCGGAAAAUCCAAAACAUCAUUUAGCCAUUUGCAAGGCUGGAGGCAAUGGGGCCAUUGCCAUGGCGAUGGAAAAACAUCCAUCCAUACAAACUGUCCACGAAAUUGGACUAGAAACACUUUUGACACUGAUUAGCACGGCCAACCCGCGUCGUGUUCCCUCUAUUGCCGACGCCAAAGGUGUCGAAGCUAUUGUGACUUCCAUGGAAAAUCAUCCAUCUUUACGGGAUCUCCAGCGAAAUGGUUGCGCGGCAUUGCACAUUCUGGCCCGCAAAUUUCGGGACAAGCAACAGUCCAUUGCUGAUGCUGGAGCUAUCAAGAGUAUUGUUUUGGCAAUGCGGAACAAUCCAGCUUGUGCUUAUCUCCAGCAAUAUGCUUGCUUGGCAUUGCAUUUUCUAGCUUACGGCAAUCCAGGAAACCAAGAGUCUAUUGCCAGUGCUGGUGGUUGUCAGUGCAUUGUUGUGGCAAUGCAAACCCAUUCCACCAUGGCUCCUGUCCAAGAAGCUGCAUGUGUGGCAAUUGGGGACCUGGCUGCUUGGACCUCAGCUAUCCAAGUCAAGAUUGCCAGUGUGGGUGGCAUUGAAGCUAUUAUCACUGCCAUGGGGAACCAUCUAGAUGCAACUGGCAUCCAGGAAAGGGCAUGUGUAGCAUUGAAUAGCUUGACCAACAAUCCAGACAACAUAGUCACCAUUGCUAGUGCUAGUGCAAUUGGAGCUGUUAUCACUGCCAUGCAGCAUCACAGAGAUGUGGCUCCCAUCCAGACUAACGCAUGUGGGAUAUUGGGGAACUUGGCUGGCAAGAAUCCAGAAAUCGCAGUUGCCAUUUCCAGUGCUGGUGCAAUUGAAGCUAUUAUCACUGCCAUGCAGAACCACAGAGAGGUGGCUCGCAUCCAAAAUUUCACAUGUUGGGUAUUGGGGACCUUGGCCUUCAACCUUCCAGACAACAUUGUGGCCAUUGCCAUUGCCAGUGCUGGUGGCAUCAAGGCAACUUUGACUGCAAUGCAAAACCAUAAUGAUGUGGCUCCGGUCCAGGAAAGUGCUUGUGUGGCAUUGGGGCGCUUUGCUGAAUCGAAUCCAGAAAUCAAAGAGUCAAUUAUUUGUGCCGGUGGCAUUGAAGGUAUUGUCUUGGCCAUGCAGCAACAUCAUGCCAAUGCUCAUGUCCAGGCAUCUGCUUGCUGUGCAUUGAAGCACCUGGCUGGCAGCAAGCUAAAGAUUCAGUUGCCAGUUGUGUGGGCCAUAGUUGCUGCCAUGCAGAACUAUGAAGAUGUGCCUACCAUCCAGCAACACGCAUGUGGAGCAUUGUGGACCUUGGCUUGUAAUCCAGAAAACAUACUUUCCAUUGCCAGUGAAGGUGGAAUUGAAGCUAUUAUCACGGCCAUGCAGAACCACAAAGGUGAGCCUGUCAUCCAGCAACAUGCAUGUGCAGCAUUGGGGAACAUGGCUUUCAGCAAUCCAGUCAACAGAGUUGCCAUUACCAGUGCUGGAGGCAUCAAGGCAAUUCGGACUGCCUUGAAUAACCAUUCGGGUGUGACCCCCUUGAAGCAUGCGGCAAAUUGGGCGAUGGCCAAUCUCGGCGGACGCAUGACAAACCCGGACCAGCUUUCCUCAAACGAAUCAGGCAGCAUGUUGUUUCCUUGCUAGCUUUUCUUUGGUUUCAAUGCUAUUGUAGCACAGCGGGGUCGCUGGCUACGGUAGUAGUAGUUUCACUUUGGGAGAUUGAUACAUUUGUACGUAGUACAUUUUGAAAACAAACUGCCUAGCUAGUAUGCACGGUAGCACUGUCGUACCUAGCUG